Gymnodraco acuticeps is the source of this 3775-nucleotide messenger RNA. RefSeq names its product mannose-1-phosphate guanyltransferase beta-like. Gene Ontology annotation, biological process: GDP-mannose biosynthetic process; cell wall mannoprotein biosynthetic process. NCBI's taxonomy places the organism in Eukaryota, Metazoa, Chordata, Actinopteri, Perciformes, Bathydraconidae. Gene Ontology annotation, cellular component: cytoplasm. The record is from RefSeq and is a predicted model, not a curated record. Gene Ontology annotation, molecular function: mannose-1-phosphate guanylyltransferase (GTP) activity.
CGUGUUUAGAUGCAUAUAUAAUUGAUCAGAAUCUGUGGAAGGAAUCUGGAAUCGGUGCUUCUCCAUACUUUAUCCUUCUCUUUAUCGACCAGCCUCCUUCCAUGCUGUAGUCUGUGUCGCUGGCAGGUUGUAGUGGCUUUGUUUCUCUCAGGAAGCUUCAUGAAUCUGUGGAAAAUUCAAUUCAAGUUCAAUUCUCCCAAAGUGUCCUUGGGAAAGACACUAAACUGGAAAUUGUGAAUGAGAUCAGAUGAAGAGCAGCUUGGUAUGUGUAAAUGUAGGCAUGUAGUGCAAACAGGCGCUAUAGAUGCAAGUCCAUUUACCAAAAUUAGGGCAAUAUAUUGAUAUAAUAUCGAUAUCGUGAUAUUGUAAUAUCUUUACAUCGCAUUUAAUUCCCUGGUUUUAAAAGCUGCAUUAGAUUAAAGUAGAAUUACAUUUUCUUUUUUAAUGUUUUGUUAUUAUUAUCUAUCAACCAUUUAAUUGUGUACAUAUUUGUUUUUGAAAGAACCAAAAGUCAACCCUACUAUAUGGCGGAAUAUCAAUAUUGAGAUAUUUUGUCCAAAAAUAUGAUUUUCUUCAUAUUUCCCAGCCCUAACCAAAAGCUGUCGCUGUUUGCUGUUGUUCAUGUAACCAUAGAAACAUCACCUUGUUGCAAUGGUUACUAACUGCUCUGUCUGUAGGUUUCUGGAUGGACAUCGGUCAGCCUAAAGACUUCCUCACAGGGAUGUGUAUGUACCUUCAGUCGCUACGGCAACAAGCUCCUGAGAGGCUACGCACGGGUCCCGGUUUCCUUGGCAAUGUUCUUGUGGACCCCACAGCGCAGAUCGGGGAGAACUGCACCAUCGGGCCGAACGUCACCAUCGGUGCGGGGGUGGUGGUGGAGGACGGCGUGAGGAUAAAGCGCUGCACGGUGAUGAAGGGGGCGCGGGUCCGAUCUCACUCCUGGCUGGAGAGCUGCAUCGUUGGGUGGAGCUCCUCUGUGGGCCAGUGGGUUCGUAUGGAGAACGUGACGGUGCUGGGGGAGGAUGUGAUCGUGAACGACGAGCUUUACCUGAACGGUGCCAACGUGCUGCCUCACAAAUCCAUCAACGAGUCGGUCCCAGAGCCGCGGAUCAUCAUGUAGCGGCAGGAGGAAGGGAAGACCAGCGCCUCUCUUUUUAUACGAACUCGACUGACACCCAAACUGUGCCAGAGAGAAGGACGAGGGUGGAGGAAAGAAGAAGAAAGAGGAGGCAAAGGAGAAGAAGGUGUUUUUUCCCCCCCGUUCUGUUUAUAAUUUGGACUAUUUUUAGCCCUGCUUGGCUGCACCGUCCAUCAAUAAGAAACAAUGGCGUACGCACGAUCUUGGACGAUAAUGUCCUGAAUGUUGCCGAGGUUAAAGGUCUUGCGUGAGCACUGCUAUAGAGAGCGGGAAAUUCACACCAAACGCAGAGCGACAUUUCAGUGGUCUGUUUAUUACAAUGGUACGAACCCAAAAUAAGAUAUAUUUACUUAUGGCUAAACUGCAAUAAAAAGAUCCAAAGGUUACUGAAGUAAUUCGAUCAUGACGCCGAACAAAUCCACUCAUAAUCUUGUCUCUGCAUUAUAUUUGUAAGCAAUCGAACCACAGGAAACAUUAGCUCUGCGUUUGAUGUGGACGCUCCAUUAGAGUUAUGGGGCUGAUAUGUUUCUGUCAGAAGGUGGAGGGACUACUGUGAAGUGUAAUCGGGGGGGAGGGGGUUAGUGAGCGAUAUGAACAUUGCUGUUUUAGAUUCACUAUGCAUUAACAUGUCCUGGGUGAACAGGCAAUGAAGGAUCACACUAAAUGUGUCUCUGCUGUGGCAGCGACUGGAAUCCUAACUGACAUUGAGAUUUCUAAAUGCAGUAUAAGUUAUAGUUGAUCAAUUAUUAUAGUCUUUUUUUAAACUGGGUUAUAUGAGGUACCGAUCCAUAGUCAGUGUAACACCUACAGUACAUGGCAGUAGCAGUUUGGAGAAACAAACACAACAGAGGAAAAAACAAGAGGCCUUCUUAAAUAAAAUCUAUAUCAGUUUUAAGUGAAUGCUUAAAAAUAAUAUUUUCAAAGCUUACAUUUUCUGUCAGGGAACUGAAGCUGCAACCAGUCUCCAAUCUGUACCUUGCAGAACAUGGUAGCUGCAGGCCUGCUGCUGCUUCAAUAGUUGAGUUUGUUGUUUUAAAAUCAACCCUAUCACAUACCUACAGUACGUUGCAUAAUAACACAAUGCUCUUGCUUUCUGUCAGCUAGGGUUGUAACGGCAUAAGAUUUUGAAAGUAUAAUAUAGUCAAAUAUUACAGUAUCUUAUUCAAAUGAGUUUUCUUAUUAUUUACAGUGAGCCUUUAAAGAAUAGGACCCGAAUUACAGUAUAAACCUGAUACAAAAAAACAUACCUCUGUUAUGAUGGAUGAAUUGUAAAGGCCUUUUUGCUGCAUUCUGUUCAUAUACAGAUGCUGUAUGACUAACAUGAAUUAGUUCCUAAUUUAACUAAAGCAUGUAAGUGUACACUGUAGGAGCAAACACAAUAGUGGUGGCUUAAAGCCCACCUCUGCUCCGCGCCGUCCUUUAGAUGAGCCUGGUCAGAUUUAAUAAAAGAAGGAGUUUAAAACACCGGCAUAAAAGUUAUAACAAUAAUCUGAUUUUAAUACAGUAAAAAACACCAAUACAAGUUUACAGAGUACUCCGGACUCCCAGUUCUACUGCCGUGCGAUACAGGUAUCGGGACCAGCCAGUCAGAAACAGGGGGCAUUUUGCAUGAAGAAACAACAGUAUACAUGGAUAUGUUUUGAGGUGUAGAAUCACUUCUUAUCUUCCACCGGACCCAACUCCUUUAAUUUCCCAGGGAAGGUUUCACACAAACUAUUCUUUUAAAACAAUCAAACAUUAUACACAGAUAUAUUGGUGCUUGGGAUUAUUCCCAGAAAGAACCUUGAAAAAGAACAUGUGUGUGUGUUAGUGAGGGGAAGUGUAUGUGUGUGUGUGUGUGUGUGUGUGUGUGUGUGUGCUGAUAAGCGGAGGCGUAUGUGUGUGUGUUGCUGAUAUCUGGGUUAAGGAGUUUAUGUGUGUGUGCUGCAUGGAGACAGGAGGUGUGUGUCAGGGUCUCUGGGUCAUGGAGUGUAAGUAAGAAGGUUUAUAUAUAUAGGAUUACUUUAAACAGUCCCAAAUAAUACAUGUUCACUUCAAUACAGUUCAAGAUAAUACCUGUUUACUUUAAUACAGUUUAGAACAAUAUCUGGGUGCUUUAACAUGCAAGCACUAUUUUAGCAUGUUCAAUUCAUAAAUGAAAAUGACAUCAGCUUAAUAAUGUCCUAAUGUGAACACAUUGUGUAUGUGUGUACCUUUUACUCACACACCUAAACGUAAUUUCUUUUCAACACUGUCUAUAAACAAAUGUACACAAUUUGAUAAGUUGGUCAACUUUAAUACCAAGAUACCUUUAUACCCUUACAACCCUAGUGUCAUCCUUGUUGUAAAAACUAGAUUUUAACAUUCAACAAGGACAAAUCCAUGUAUCCCUGAUAUUCAAAUAACUGGUUAAAGGUUUCUGAAGAUCAUCGUCACAACAGGCGGCCAUGUUUGUGUCUUAAAGUCUCUCAUUUGAUCCUGAACACUGUCAGAUCUGAUCCCUGAACAGAUUGCAGUUCUUUCAAGUUGUCUUUCUGUUUUUCUGUAGUGAUGAACAGUUUAGGACACUGACCAUGUAAAGACUUGAGUCUGAAUGAAUGAAGUAAACUCUUGUAAUGAAAUAUUUUUUAAAGGAAAUAAUAUAAUCUGCUGAUCACA